AUGGUCGUCAGGUGCGGCCACUCCGUGAUGGUCGUCAGGUGCGGCCACUCCGUGAUGGUCGUCAGUGCAGCUCCCCCCGCUCGCACCAACCCACUCCCUCCUCCCAAUACCUCCGCCUCUCCUCCUGAGCCCUCCAACGCGCCUAUUGUUGUGAGGAUGCGGCAACCUCGCUCUGCGCCCUCUCCCCCGCGCGGAGGCAGCGCCAUGGCGGAGGAGGCGCAGCAGGGGGUGGUGGAGGAGGAGGAGCCGUUGCAGGUGGAGUGGGCGCUCGUGGUGGACUGGUCCGCCGUGCCCGCCUUCCAGGCCAUUGCUGCUGCGCCCGUGUGGGCUGAGACAGUUUCUGCGCACGACAGUGCAGGAGGUAGUGUGGCGGUCGGCAGCGGCGAGAGUGGGCGUCUCUCGUCCCCCUUCGCACCUCCUGCAUUGACGCCUCAACGUGUAUCCACCUCUCAUGCUGCGUCCACUGCUGCACCUGUGCUCUUCUGCCAACCCUCUGCUGCUCCCCGAGCUGCCGACCUUCUCUCGCUCCAUCUGCUCCCUCAACGCCCUCCGUACAUCUCACCCCCCCCUUGCACCGCCACAGUGAGCGCGGCCUCAUGGCCAUCGGAUCGCCUCUACCUGGUGUGCUGUGUGCGCCUGUCCCCCGAGAAGAACGCCGCGCUGCUUCCCCCUCUGCUGCGCCUGCUGGCGCCCCACCUGCCAGCGCUGGGCGUCACGCCGCUGCUGUGCGCCGGCACUGCCGCCACACGCGGUGCCUUCGGGCAGGCCGUGCUGCAAGAGGUGGUGGCGGCUGCACCGGGCACUGUGGUGGUGGAUGGCUUCAUGGGGCCUGAACGGAUGGCCCAGGUGUACUCGCAGACGCUGCUGAACAUCCACCCCUGCCUGUACGACGCAUAUGGCAUGACGGUCGUCGAGGCAGCAGCCUUGGCCGCACCUUCCGUCAUCCACGUCGGCCCGGGCGGUGCAGUGGGAGCAGCCGAGCUCCUGCCGCCCCAAGAGCAGCUCGCACUGCCAGUCGACCUCUCUGCCGCGCUGCCAGCUGUCGCUGAGAGCAUCCUGGCGCUGCUGCGGGACAGGCAGCAUCUGGCGCAGGUGGGGCUGGCGGCGAGGCGGCGUAGCUUGGAGUGGAGUGAGGAGGCCAGUGCACGUAGCCUCACUGCCAUGCUGCAGAGGGCGUCGGUCUAA
This is a messenger RNA of Closterium sp. Yama58-4, 1185 nucleotides long. Lineage: Eukaryota; Viridiplantae; Streptophyta; Zygnematophyceae; Desmidiales; Closteriaceae. The record is from the annotation of a GenBank genome assembly.